CAAAGCCUGAGCGUGACUUUUUAGCCUGAGCCUGACACGGGUGUGUAGCGGGACACCACGAAUUAUUAGCCUGACACAAUAACACGCCCGCCUUCUCGCCUGGUCUAGGGGCAUCGGUUAUAGAUAGGCGCGCGAGGUAUGACGGAGUUUGGGACGGUCGGCGAUCUCUACCGCAUCUUCGGCACCGACCGAAAGCGCGACGACGCGCCCGCCGUUGCGCCGGCGACGAAGCUCGUCGUCCGCAAGCACGACUUUAGCUCUGCGCAGACGGCGUAUCAGCGCGCGCGGUCGGCGCCGUCUUCGCAAUUCAUCUUCUACAAGGACGCGACGCCGCGCGGGGAACACUACAUCCGGUGCUCCGUCGCGUGCGAGCCGGCGCGGCCAGACGUAGUGCCCCUGCGGCUCGCGCUUUGCUACGAGGACGGCACGGAUGUGUCGCCGCAGGACGCGUCCUGCCUGAAAAUCUUGGGCGAGGCGACGCAUCUCUCGUGCCCGCCGCACGCGAAGGAAACGACCUUUUAUUACCGUCUUGAGCUCGGCUCAUUCCGCCGGGCGGACCGCAAGUUCCGCGUGCGCGUAAGCGCCGCCGACGGCGCCGAGGCCGGCGCGGGGGUCGCGCAAUGCCUCACGCCGCCCCUACUCGUGCUCUCCAAGACGAAGCCUCUCGAUGCAUCCGCACCACUCUCUCCGCCGACUGAGCUACCCGACGGCCUACGGCGUGGCCAGAGAGCCGCUGGACGGAAGCGCACGCGUCCGUGCGGAAAACUUUCUCCACCGCGACGCCACCGACGCUCGUUGAUUUCCACACAGGCGCUCGGCCGGCCGUCGGCCCCUUCGAUCCCGCCGCCGUCGCGGAGCGGCGCGCAAUCCACGAGCAGAUCCUCGCGAUCAAUCGCCGACUCGAGAAUCUCAAGGGAUCGCUCUCCGAUCUUACGGUGCGGCUCGGCGCAUCUGCUGCUGUCACCCUGCCGCCGCCGAGGAGAGUGCCUAACUUACUUAUUGUGAUUUUCAUUCUGUGCUCCUCUGGCUGGUGAGCUCGGAACCUAGUACCUUACAUACUCUUGCAAAUCCUUGCAGCUUGAUAAGGGUUACCUUUGUGAUACAUACCGAGUACCUACGGUACUAAAACCAAGGGUACAAUGGAGUCCCCUCGAGGAGCCCAAGCAACUCGGCUCGGAAGUAGACUUCACGAUCUGCACCGCGCACGACGCCGCAGCGCCACUACGUCGCGCCCGCGA
Pelagomonas calceolata is the source of this 1238-nucleotide messenger RNA. Lineage: Eukaryota; Pelagophyceae; Pelagomonadales; Pelagomonadaceae. The record is from the annotation of a GenBank genome assembly.